Messenger RNA from Diaporthe amygdali, 1179 nucleotides. RefSeq lists its product as uncharacterized. Gene Ontology annotation, cellular component: cytoplasm. NCBI's taxonomy places the organism in Eukaryota, Fungi, Ascomycota, Sordariomycetes, Diaporthales, Diaporthaceae. Gene Ontology annotation, molecular function: oxidoreductase activity; nucleotide binding. Gene Ontology annotation, biological process: NADPH regeneration. The transcript has 2 exons. The coding region runs from base 1 to 1179 and encodes 392 amino acids. The record is from RefSeq and is a predicted model, not a curated record.
AUGGCCGCUAGAAAACUCCAAGUAGGUGUCAUUGGCGGUGGAGACGUGGCACAGGUUGUGCAUCUCCCAAUCCUGCAGCUCCUUUCCCACCUAUAUAUCACGAGGGCAAUUUGCGAUGUGUCGGCAAAGACAAGCCAGCACUGCGCGUCCAAGUUCUCCAUCCCAAUCGCGACCACGGACCCAGAGGUUCUCUUCCAGGACAAGGAGAUUGACUUGAUCUUUGUCCUAACAUCUGAUGAAUACCAUGCGCCAUACACGAUUGCGGCCCUUCAAGCCGGGAAGUCGGUCCUGGUUGAGAAACCACUCACACUGACCAUCCAAAGCGCGCAGGCGAUUCUCGAUGCAGAGCAGGCAGCCCCUGAGGGCGCUAGGGUGUUCGUUGGCUACAUGCGCCGUUUCGCACCGAGCCUCAAGGCCUUCCUGAGGGAAAUGGCCACAAUCGGCAGCAUCAAGUAUGCUCGUGUCCGCGACAUCAUCGGUCCUAAUUCGUACUUCAUCGGACAAUCAGGUUCCUACCCGGAGAAAUAUAUGGACGACGUGUCUGAGUCUGCACGCCAAGACCGACAGUCACGUCUGUCUGCUCUGCUUGAAGAGGCCUGGGGAGACUCCCUUGGCAACCUAAGCCCUGCGCAACUUGACUAUUGCUGUCUGCUGGCCAACCUUGGGAGCCACGGCCUGGGCGUUAUGCGAGAAGUGCUCGGUGGACUACCGGAAAAGGUCCUCGCCUCGACCGACAAUGCGCGAUGGUAUACGACCAUGUUCGCAUAUAGAAACCGCAAUGCGCCCCACGAGCCUUUCACCUGUCUGUAUGAGACAGGCAUCGAUGAGGUCCCCCGAUUCGACUCAAGUGUUACCGUGUACGGGCAAAACAAGACGGUGUCAAUUUGCUACGAUACUCCUUUCGUAAAAGGUCUGGGCAUCACGGUGGAGAUUGACGAGAUGAAUGAGCAGGGAGACAAGGUCCACCGCUCUGUCCAGACGAGCUACGAGGAUGCCUACACCUCAGAGCUGUUAGAACUACAUGAUUGCAUCGCUGGUGGACGAGCGAUCAAAACUACAGCUCUCGACGCCGUGGAAGACUUGAAACUCUCCAGAAUGAUGAUGGAUGCGUACCCUGUGGAGAAAAGGGGAGGCCAGAAUCAUACAGGAAACACCAGGUUUCUUCGUUCCGGUCCAUAG